AUGAAAUUGAUAUGUUAUUCGUUUUCAGAGAAAACUCGAAGAAUUCGAGCUAAUGAUCAUCAUAUCAAUGCUAUGGAAGGAUUUGCCAGAAGGCAUCGAAGUGAUAAUCAAAUAAAUAAUCGUGAAACAAAAACAGUAGUUGAACAUGAAUUAGUCACUAGAAAGUGGAAAGAUAUUAAAGUUGGUGAUAUGGUACGAUUAGAAAAUAAUGAGUUUAUUACUGCUGAUAUUGUUCUUAUAUCAACUAGUGAACAUAAUGGUCUUUGUUAUAUUGAAACAGCUGAAUUAGAUGGAGAAACAAAUCUUAAAAAACGUUUCAUUGGUCUAUUGUAUUUAGAAUAUAAUGACAUUAAAUGUUCAAUACAAGGCAAACUGUAUGGUUAUGUGAUGGAUGAAGUUGGCAAUGAAAUACAAGAUCUUGAAAAACUUGCAAUGGAUGGCUUACGUAAACUUUGUUUAGCAUAUAAAGAAUUGAAUGAGACCGAUUACAAACGAUGGGCUCAAAGAUUACAUGCUGCAAAUCUAGAAAUUAUACGUUUGAUACAAUCGAAAUGGAUUGAUUGGGAUAAUAAAAUGUAUUAUGAACCAAAUAAUGUACAAGCACAAGCUCGAACAACAACAUUAAAUGAAGAAUUAGGACAAAUUCAAUAUGUUUUCUCGGAUAAAACAGGAACAUUGACACAGAAUAUAAUGACAUUUAAUAAAUGUUCGGUACGAGGCAAACUUUACGGUUAUGUGAUGGAUGAAGCUGGUAAUGAAGUACAAGAUCUCGCGAAAUUAAAAGCCAUUGACUUUCAAGAAAAAGAUAGUGAUUUUGAAUGGUAUGAUAAAAAGUUACUGGAUGCUAUAGAACAAAAUGACAACGAUGUACAUAAUUUUUUUACAUUAUUGUCUCUUUGUCAUACAGUUAUGUCUGAAGAGAGAAAUGGAGAAAUUAUUUAUCAAGCACAAUCACCAGAUGACCAUGCACUUGUUUCUGCGUCGCGUACAUUUGGCUUUACAUUUAUUAAACUUGCAACGGAUGGUUUACGUAUACUUUGUUUAGCAUAUAAAGAAUUGAGCGAAAGUGAUUAUAAUAGAUGGACUCAAAAAUUACAUGCAGCAAAAACAAGUAUGGAAAAACGAGAUGAAAAAGUCAAGGAUGCCUAUGAAGAAAUUGAAAAAAAUCUCAUAUUAAUUGGUGCUACAGGUAUUGAAGAUAAACUGCAAGAUGGUGUACCUCAAUGUAUUGAGCGUUUAGCAUGUGCUGGUAUUAAAAUUUGGGUUUUAACUGGCGAUAAACUUGAAACUGCUCGAAAUAUUGGUUUAUCAUGCCGUUUAUUAACAAAUGACAUGGAACUCUAUGUUAUUGAAGAGGAGAAUGAAAACGCUGUAGAAAGAAAAUUACAAGAAGUUCGAAAUGAAAUGAUUAACAAAAUUGAACAAUUGUUUUAUGUUUGUAUUGAGGAUAAAAAUAAAAGACUUGAUUGGAAAGAUUGGGGAAUUGAUGUUAUGAAAUUUCAUCAAUAUAGAAAACCUUAUUAUCAAAGUCAUAGUGAAGCACAACGUCUAAAUGGUCAUGCAAUGACAACAAUUGAUACAAAUCAACAAGAUGAUGAAGAAUUUGAAGGUUUCGGUUUGUUAAUUACAGGUCAAGCAUUAACAUUUGCAUUAAGUGAAAAAUUUAAAAUGAAAUUUCUUGAAAUCGGUACAAUGUGUAAAGCUGUUGUGUGUUGUCGUGCAACACCAUUGCAAAAAGCUCAAGUUGUUGAUUUGGUUAUGAAAAAUGAGAGAAAAAUUACUUUAGCGAUUGGUGAUGGUGCUAAUGAUGUAUCAAUGAUACAAAAGGCACAUAUCGGUGUUGGUAUUAGUGGACAAGAAGGUCGACAAGCCGUACUAGCAAGUGAUUAUAGUUUGGGUCAAUUUCGUUUUCUUGAAAGAUUAUUACUUGUUCAUGGUCGUUGGUCAUAUUUACGGAUUUCAAAAUUUUUACGUUAUUUUUUCUAUAAAAAUAUUGCAUUUACAUUGUGCCAUUUUUGGCUUGGAUUUUUUUCGGGGUUUUCAGCACAAACAUUAUAUGAUCCAUUCUUCAUAGCAACAUACAAUGUUUUUUUUACAUCAUUGCCUGUUCUAGUAUUAGGUGUUUUUGAUCAAGAUAUUAGUGCUGAUCAUUCUUUAAGUAAACCGCAUUUAUAUACACCUGGCCAAAAUGAUGAAUUUUUUAAUAAAAAAGUCUUUGCUGAAAGUGUUAUACAUGGUAUAUUAACAUCAUGUAUCAUAUUUUUUGUACCGUAUUUAUCUAUAUCAAAUGCUACACGAUCAGAUGGAAUGACACUAGCUGAUUUACAAUCAUUUGGUUUUACAGUUGCAACAAUAAUGGUUAUUAUUGUUAAUUUAGAAAAUGCACUUGAAAUAUGGUAUUGGACUAGUUUAUAUCAUUUCGCUUUAUGGGCUACAAUAGUAACACAUUUUCUAUUUCAUUUUGCAUUAUAUUCAACAAUAAUUGGAAAAAUUUUCAAAAAUAAUUAUAAAUAUAUUGGUGUAACACAAGCUGUUUUAUCGACGAGCAAUUUUUGGUUUACAUUACUUCUUACAUGUGUUAUAUUACUAUUACCGGUAUUUGGUCGAGAAUUUUUUCGCAUGCGAUUUAUGCCAACUAAAAUUGAUCGUGCUCGAUUAAAUCAGAAAUUUCGCAUGGAAGAAAAAGCAGCAUUUGUUGCACAUAUGCAAUAUAAACUUCGUCAAAGAAAACGACCGAUUUACUCAGGUUAUGCUUAUUCGCAGGAAGAAGGUUGGGGUCGACUAAUUACUUCUGGACUAAUGCAAUCAAAAUCUAGUUCAUCUCCUCGACCAUCAUCACAAACGACAAAUGUAAGUACAAGUGAAAUUUUAGUUUAUAUGUCUCUUUUUUUCCACCUUUAA
This is a messenger RNA of Rotaria sp. Silwood2, 2901 nucleotides long. Lineage: Eukaryota; Metazoa; Rotifera; Eurotatoria; Philodinida; Philodinidae. The record is from the annotation of a GenBank genome assembly.